Molecule: messenger RNA, 868 nt
Organism: Vespula vulgaris
Lineage: Eukaryota; Metazoa; Arthropoda; Insecta; Hymenoptera; Vespidae
Product: late histone H2B.L4-like
Exons: 1
Coding region: 383-742 (119 amino acids)
Cellular component (GO): nucleosome
Molecular function (GO): DNA binding; structural constituent of chromatin; protein heterodimerization activity
Source: RefSeq, a predicted model, not a curated record
AUAGUAUUAAUAUACAUUUAAGUAUAAAAAUACUAAGCUUCUUAUCUUCUAGUAUUUUAUUUUAUUUUAAUUUUUUUUCUUCAUCUUUAUAUUAAUAUACUAUAUUUAUUGGAAUUACUUUUGUAAAGUUAAUUAAGAGGCCGCUACAAUUUGAAAUUUUGUUUAUCGUGUGUAUAUAUCUAAACAAUUGCGGCCAUCGACCAAUGAAUUGUGAGUAUUUUUCUGGUUUACGGUAAUUGGUCCUUUCUCUUUUAUAUACUCGUCGACUAAGCUCGUAGUACUUAUCAUUCGACGAACCGUCAAAGGCGAUUAUUAUCAGCCGAUUGUUAUCUCUGUGUUAUAAUUCAGUCAUUUAUAAGUUUCGCACUAAGUAUUAUUUAAAAUGCCUUUGAAACUCAAUACUAAAGUAGUGAAAAGUCCAAGAAAUACAAGCAAACCCGAUAAGAAAAGAAAACGAAGAAGGAAGGAAAGUUACGCCGUAUAUAUUUAUAAAGUAUUAAAACAAGUACAUCCCGAUACUGGAAUUUCUAGUAGAGCCAUGAGCAUAAUGAACAGUUUUGUAAUUGAUAUAUUUGAAAGAUUAGCUGCGGAAUCAUCACGAUUGGCGUUGAACAACAAACGAGCUACGAUUAGUUCUCGCGAAAUUCAAACUGCUGUACGUUUAUUAAUUCCUGGUGAACUUGCCAAACAUGCUGUUAGUGAAGGAACAAAAGCUGUUACCAAAUAUACUAGUACUACAUAAUACAUUCGAUUCAUACACAAGAAAAAGAAAUUAGAAAAAAAAAAGAAAUAAAACCAACAAUAAAAAAGAAAAAAAGAGAGAUUAAUGAAGACAAAUAAAAAUGGCCCUUUUAAGGGCCAACAAAAA